AUGCAAUGGCUCAACACUGGAAGCUCUGUGAAGUCGGAAGGGGAAGCUACUCGGCUUGUUGAGGAAGUUCUCAACGCACCCGAUUUUGAUAUCAAGGAUCUCAGUCAUUUUAGUGCUCAUCGAGAGAAUUCGCGAGCUGAUAAAGCGAAGAUACCGGAACCGGCAUCCAACUAUCUCAGUGGUUUCAAGACCACCAGUGUGGAUAUACGUGUACCGUCUGGUCAGAGAAAUGUUCCCUUGGAAAUAUUCUCUGUUCCAGGCCUUCACUACCGACCACUCCUUUCAGUGAUUAGGGAGGCAUUCUCGGGUCCUUUAUCCGACAAAAUACACUUUUCGCCUUUCAAACUAUUCCACCAGCUGCCAUUUUCAACUGAGGAAAUCCGUGUACAUGGCGAGUUGUACACAUCCGACUCCUUUAUACAAGCUCAUGAUCAAAUCCAACGUGUCCCUCUCCCCUCUGAAGAAUCUGAUUGCAAGCUCGAGCGAGUCGUUGCUGCAGUGAUGCUGUGGUCAGAUGCAACUCAUGUGGCCAAUUUCGGGACAGCAAAGAUGUGGCCUAUCUACAUGAUGCUUGGAAACAUCUCGAAAUAUAUUCAAGCAUUGCCAGAUUCAGGAGCAUGUCACCACUUAGCCUAUAUUCCUUCAUUACCAGACUCUUUUCACGAUUUUGCGAUGAACUUCCAUGUGAAAUGGAAAACACAGAAGGCAUCUAUUCUGACACACUGUCGACGAGAGCUUAUGCAUUCAGUUUGGAAGUUUCUCCUCACUGAUGAUUUUAUUCAUGCCUACAGAUACGGCAUUGUCAUAGAGUGUGGAGAUGGUGUCAAGCGGAGAAUAUAUCCACGUUUUUUUACAUACUCUGCGGACUAUCCUGAGAAGGUUUUGCUGGCCACCAUCAGGGAUAAAGGUCUUUGUCCCUGCCCUCAAUGUUUGGUACAGAAGGAUGCAUUGGACCGAAUGGGUUUGGUCCGGGAUAUACAAAUACGCACCCGAAAUAUCCGAACCUACUUUGUGAAUAAAGUCAAUCGAGCUCGACACUUCAUCUAUAGCAUGGGACAUCCAAUCAACGGCGUCCAUGUUGAGAACUUGUUGAAGGAGUCCUCGUCAGUGCCAACAGAGAACACUUUUAUGGAACGCCUUGGAAUUGCAAACUUUGAGCUUUCGAAAUUGCUAGUUGUUGAUUUCCUCCAUGAGUUUGAGCUUGGGGUUUGGAAAACACUAUUCAAGCACCUCAUUCGACUUCUGUAUUCAUUAUCAAAUGGCACUGAGAAGGUUACCGAGCUAGACUCAAGGUAA
This is a messenger RNA of Lentinula edodes (shiitake mushroom), 1296 nucleotides long. RefSeq lists its product as uncharacterized. NCBI's taxonomy places the organism in Eukaryota, Fungi, Basidiomycota, Agaricomycetes, Agaricales, Omphalotaceae. The transcript has 4 exons. The record is from RefSeq and is a predicted model, not a curated record. Bases 1 to 1296 code for a protein of 431 amino acids.